AUGGGUACUGCAGCACUCUCACAAUUCGCCAGCCUCUCCCACGGCUCAGGCGGCGUUAGGACCGACGUCACAAUCGCAGAAGGGGGCGCCACCGAUGCCGUCGUCCAUGUUACCAACGACAACAGUCUCGUCCUGCAGCAGAUAGACGUCGCAGCUGUUCCCGCCCGCGUGGAGGUCACGGCGACGGGGUCACGAUGUGCCAUAAUUCAGGGCAACGUCUUCUACAAUGUAUUUGUGGAGAAGAGGAGGGUUGUGACGUUCCAAGCCACCAUUGCAUCAAGACCUCAGGGUGCCGAGUGUAAGGCCUGGACAAUCAAUGCCUGUGGGAUAUAUUCUGGGGAGGAGGAUUCCAACAUGGCCGUCAUCAGUAUCAAGAUGGUUUCCGGCUUUUCUCCCAUUAAAGCCACACUGAAGAAGAUAUUUGAAAAGCUGGACCCGAAUUCACCACUGAAACGUUACGAAGUGAACGGCAAGUCGGUCGACAUAUACGUUAACAAGUUCACGCCAGGAGAGCCGAUAUGCGUCACAUUUGACAUUGAGAAAUACUUGGAUGUAGAAGAUGCUAAGCCAUCCACCGUGCGGGUGUAUGACUACUAUGAACCAGAAGAGGCAGUGUCUAUCUUAUACAACAUAGGCGAGUGCAACUAA
Priapulus caudatus is the source of this 648-nucleotide messenger RNA. Its product is annotated as alpha-1-macroglobulin-like. Gene Ontology annotation, cellular component: extracellular region. The record is from RefSeq and is a predicted model, not a curated record. The transcript has 7 exons. Lineage: Eukaryota; Metazoa; Priapulida; Priapulimorpha; Priapulimorphida; Priapulidae. The coding region runs from base 1 to 648 and encodes 215 amino acids.